Melanaphis sacchari is the source of this 1935-nucleotide messenger RNA. Its product is annotated as putative fatty acyl-CoA reductase CG5065. The record is from RefSeq and is a predicted model, not a curated record. Lineage: Eukaryota; Metazoa; Arthropoda; Insecta; Hemiptera; Aphididae. Gene Ontology annotation, cellular component: peroxisome. Gene Ontology annotation, biological process: long-chain fatty-acyl-CoA metabolic process. Gene Ontology annotation, molecular function: alcohol-forming very long-chain fatty acyl-CoA reductase (NADP+) activity. Bases 230 to 1783 code for a protein of 517 amino acids. The transcript is spliced from 9 exons.
GGUGGACCGCGAUUAAACAGAAGAAAGUGAACGUGGUUUCAGGUCGGUAACACGGCGGAAGGGGUCGGUAACAGGCUGUCGUCGUCAUCCUCGGACCGCUCUGAGGCGCAAACGGCACGGCACUCACGCGUUGUUCACAACUCGAUUAAACGCACACGUCUUGUCGUCGUAGUCGCAAAUUUGAUCGAUUUUGAGAAGUUGUCCGACGGUCAAUACUCCGGGUGAUAAAAUGACGAAUUAUGGAGUUGCUGAGUGGUACAGCGGUCGUUCGGUGUUCAUCACCGGAGGUACCGGUUACAUGGGUAAGGUGCUCAUCGAAAAGCUGCUUAGAGACUGCGGUGACAUCAAUUUCAUUUAUGUACUGUGUCGACCGAAGCGAGGUUUCAGCCCAGCAGCCAGGAUAGAGCAAAUAAGGAAAUUAGCAGUGUUCGACCGCUUGCGCAUCGAGUGUCCGGAAAGAUUGAAGAAAAUCAAAGCGAUGGAAGGUGAUUUGGGCCAACCCGGACUAGGGUUGAGUGAUGAAAACAAGUCGAUACUUAUCAACGAAGUGUCAAUUGUUUUUAAUGGAGCAGCUUCGUUGCGCUUGGAAUCCGGUCUAAAGGAUGCGAUAAGACAUAACACAACUGGAACGAAACACGUGCUGGACUUGGCCGUUGAAAUGAAAAAAUUGGCGUCGUUCGUUCAUUUAUCUACGGCUUUCUGUCAUUGCGAGUAUGACACACUCGAUGAAACGAUUUAUCCAUCACCGGCCAACCCGGAGGACGUAAUGCGCGCUGUCGAAUGGAUGGAUGAUCAUACGCUUGAAAUCAUCACGCCUAGAUUGCUCGGGCCCCAUCCGAAUUGCUAUACGUACUCCAAAAGGUUGGCGGAAUCAUUGGUCAGCGAAUACGCUAAUCGAAUUCCAAUAUCUGUGGCCCGACCAUCGAUUGUGACACCUUCGUUCAAAGAGCCUGUUCCUGGUUGGGUGGACAGCUUAAACGGACCGGUAGGAGUAAUCGUGGCAGGUGGCAAAGGCGUUAUUCGAUCUGUGUUAUGCAGUCCGGAUUAUGAAGCGGAAGUAGUGCCCGUAGAUAUUGCAAUUAACGCUCUGAUUUUGAUCGCUUGGAAGAGAACAUUUAUCGAUAACAAAAUGGACGAUGUGGUGCCGUGCUACAAUAUUUCCAAAGGAGACAUUGUUCACUUGACUUGGGGUGAAACUUUGGCUAAAGGAAAACGGUAUGCAUAUGAGUAUCCAUUCGACGCCGGUCUAUGGUACCCUAACGGAUCAAUAAGGACCAACAAACUGAUGCAUUAUUUCAUAGUGUUCUGGCUGCAAGUCGUACCGGCCUACUUGAUCGACGGCAUUAUGGUGUUGGCCAGGCAAAAGACAUUCAUGGUACGAGUCCAGAAGAGGAUAGCAGUCGGUAUGGAAGUGUUGCAGUACUUUACCAUGCGCAGUUGGAACUUCAAAAUCGAAAACACUAAAUCAUUAAUAAAAAAUUUAAAUGAAGCGGACAUGAAAAAAUUCUAUAUUCAAAACACUGAUAUUGACAUUGAAAAGUACAUGAUCCAAGUUUUAUUGGGUGCUCGUCAAUAUUGCAUGAAAGAGCCUCUGGCAAAUCUGGACCGGGCGAGAUUUCAUCUAAAACUGCUGUAUUGGUUGAAUAUGGUCACACAACUGUUGUUUGGAUUUUUCCUCUUGUGGGUGUUUGUACGUGCGUUCGAUUCUUUCAAGUUUUUGCUGGAUUCAACUACAAAUUCAUUUAUAAAUGUACCAAUCAUUGGAUCGUUAAUACCAAAGUGAAGUGCUUCGAACAACCAUAGUAUCAUAUACUAUAAAUAUCACUCGAUCGCAAUACCGUUAUUGUGUGUAAACUGCAUGCAUAAAUAAUUUACAAAAUUAUUAUAUAUUUUGUAUUUAUUAUUCUUUUACAUAACAUAUUUUAAUACUGUUGA